UCAGCCCGCAGACCUAGGCUCAGUGCCUCCCUCGGCCUGUGAAUGGCGACGAGCAAUGCAGUGUACUGCACGACUGCGGACCGCCCUACACCACUUUCCUUGUGCUUGAGUGGAUAUAAGUGAUUACGUUCCUACGUUGCUGCGGUAUUUAACCCGCGCUGUGCUCUCCCGGUAAAGCACUCACAAGUCUCAUUCUUGUGUUUGUUCCUGACAAACCUACGAACCAGAAGCUAUCAGCUGAAGAGUAUCAAACAGAAUUUGUCUCUUCCCAGUCAACCCGUGACUCUCUGGGCCGCAUCCAAAAGCAACAGUUCACCAAAAGCCCAAACGCGAUUGCUCAGUUUCCCAAAGCAGCAAUAACAUCCAUCUUUUGACCAAAGCAACACAUCCUCGUCAUGGCCGCUACUGCCAACAAGACCCCUGUCACCACCAACAUCGAGUGGCUGAACCGCGCUUACUCCGCCAAGGGAAAGAACGACCUGCGCUCACUCUACGAUGAGUGGGCUGCUUCGUAUGAUACAGACCUUGUACAGCCCAACCAGGACUACGUCGCCCCUACCCUAGCUGCCGCUACGUUGGCGAAGCACCUCGGCCCUGAGCAACCACUCGACAAGAUACAGAUCCUCGACGCCGGCUGUGGCACAGGCCUCGUCGGUGCUGCCCUGUCAAAACUUGGUGCCAAGCACAUCAGCGGCAUCGAUCUUUCCCCUGGUAUGUUGAAGGUCGCUGGUAACCUUCACGUCUACACAAAUCUUGACACUACCGACCUGUCUAAGCCCCUCGAAGAGGGCACAGACACCUUCGAUGCCGUAACGUGCAUCGGCACCCUUACACAUGCCCAUGUAGGCCCCGAGGUACUAUCUGAAUUCGUCCGUGUUACGAAGAAGGACGGCUGGAUCGUGGCUACUGUCCUGGAUGACAUCUGGGAGGAGAUCGGCUACCGUGAUGAGAUUGACAAGUUGGUUGCGAAUGGGAAGGUAAAGCUUGUCAGCGCUGAUUCAGGGGAUUACCGCCGCGGAGCUGGCGUUAGCGCGCGCAUGGUUGUUCUCAAUGUCAUCGCUUGAGUGCAGCAGAGGCUUGUCGUGCAUUAUUAAAACGUUUUCUCGUGUUUAGGCCAUCAGUCCACAGUGGCUUACAAUAAGAAAUGAACCUUUUGUCGCUAUGGGAUGUCAGGAUAGGCUAUUGAAUUAUGACUUCAUUCCAGA
Messenger RNA from Paraphaeosphaeria sporulosa, 1205 nucleotides. Its product is annotated as methyltransferase domain-containing protein. The coding region runs from base 396 to 1064 and encodes 222 amino acids. The record is from RefSeq and is a predicted model, not a curated record. The transcript is spliced from 2 exons. Gene Ontology annotation, molecular function: S-adenosylmethionine-dependent methyltransferase activity. Lineage: Eukaryota; Fungi; Ascomycota; Dothideomycetes; Pleosporales; Didymosphaeriaceae.